AUGCUCGCUCCCAGCCGUGCGCGGAGUCCGCAAGUCCCCUGGCUCCUGAGCGCUUCUCGAAUUCUCUGCCUCUGCCUCGCAGUCGUGCUGAGCUGGGCGAGCUUGCUCCAGGGACACCCCCAGUGUCUGGAUUACGGGCCCCCCUUCCAGCCCCUCCUUCCCCUGGAGUUUUGCUCUGACUAUGACAACUUCGGCUGCUGUGACCAGCGCAAGGACCGCCGCAUCGCUGCCCGGUACUGGGACAUCAUGGAAUACUUCGACCUCAAGGGCCACGAGCUGUGCGGAGGCUACAUUAAGGACAUCCUUUGCCAGGAGUGCUCGCCCUACGCCGCGCACCUGUACGAUGCUGAGAACCCGCGGACGCCACUCCGGAACCUUCCCGGGCUCUGCUCUGACUACUGCUCUGCCUUCCACUCCAACUGCCACUCUGCCAUCUCCCUGCUGACCAGCGACCGCCGCCUCCAGCAGUCCCAUCAGAAGGAUGGUGCCCGCUUCUGCCACCUCCUCAAUCUCCCGGACCAGGACUACUGCUUCCCCAACGUCCUGAGGAGCAACCAUCUCACCCGCAAGCUGGGGGUGGUGGCCGAGGACCCUCGGGGCUGCCUGCAGCUCUGCCUGGCCGAGGUGGCCAACGGGCUGAGAAACCCGGUCUCCAUGGUCCACGCGGGGGACGGCACCCACCGCCUCUUCGUGGCCGAGCAGGUGGGGGUGGUGUGGGUCUAUCUGCCCGACGGGAGUCGCCUGGAACAGCCCUUCUUGGACCUCAAGAGCAUCGUGCUGAGCACUCCGUGGAUUGGGGAUGAGAGGGGCUUCCUGGGGUUGGCUUUUCAUCCUCAGUUCCGCCGCAACCGCAAGUUCUACAUUUAUUACUCGUGCCUGGGCAAGAAGAGGGCAGAAAAGAUCCGGAUUAGUGAGAUGAAGGUGUCCCAGGCUGAUCCCAACAAAGCUGAUCCCAAAUCAGAGAGGGUCAUCUUGGAGAUAGAAGAACCAGCCUCCAAUCAUAACGGGGGACAGCUGCUUUUUGGCCUGGAUGGCUAUAUGUACAUAUUCACCGGGGAUGGAGGGCAGGCUGGGGACCCCUUCGGCAAGUUUGGAAAUGCUCAGAACAAAAGCUCCCUGCUGGGAAAAGUGUUAAGGAUUGAUGUGAACGGAGCAGGCUCAGGGGGCCAGCGCUACCGAGUCCCCCGGGACAAUCCGUUUGUCUCUGAGCCAGGGGCCCAUCCUGCCAUCUACGCCUACGGGAUCAGAAACAUGUGGCGCUGUGCCGUGGACCGAGGGGACCCCGUCACACGCAAGGGCCGAGGACGGAUGUUCUGUGGGGACGUGGGACAGAACAGGUUUGAAGAAAUUGACAUCAUUGUUAAAGGCGGAAACUACGGCUGGAGGGCAAAGGAAGGGUUCGAAUGUUAUGACAAGACGCUUUGUCACAACUCCUCCUUGGAUGACAUUCUGCCCAUCUAUGCCUAUGGCCACGCGGUGGGGAAGUCAGUUACCGGAGGGCACGUGUACCGAGGCUGUGAAUCCCCAAAUCUCAAUGGGCUCUACAUCUUCGGAGACUUCAUGAGCGGUCGGCUUAUGGCUUUGCAGGAAGAUAGAAGAACCAAGAAAUGGAAGAAACGGGACAUUUGCCUGAGCAACACUGAGUCCUGUGCCUUCCCAGGGCUGAUCAGCACAUACAGCAAGUUUAUCAUCUCCUUUGCUGAAGACGAAGCAGCUUCCCAGAGUCGAUGAGCUUCUCCGUGUAGCCCCUCAGCUCGUCCACGCAUGCCCAUGACAUCUCGAUGCGUUCAUAAGCAAGCUCUGUAGCAGGUGGAUGUGGGACUCGGGACCAAGGCCCAGGCGGCGGGAUGUGCAGCCGUGGGAGAUGCGCCGGCCACCGACAGCCGCACGGUCCCACUUCUCCCUGCCCCGCAGGAGAGGGUAUUUUGGAAAAUUCAAAUGUUCUUCAUGGAGAAAAGUCCUUGUGAGUUCCAAAUUUUAAGUGCAAACAUACAAAAAAGGAGGAAAACUACAGGCUGGCAGGCUGAUGCCCAGUGGAACGUGAGUGCUGUCAAAGCCACAGGCUGGUGCCCCAAGGAGGCUGGAGUCCCCUGGAGGCCACUGGCCCAGGGACCCCUGAGCUGCUGUAUGCUGUGGCCUGUCCCUUUUCAGGAGGCCACAGAAACCCCAGCUUUUGGUGGUUUCAUCUGUUGAGCUGGUAGGCUUCUCGCAGGAGAAAACAGGCAGUUUUUGAAUAGCGCUCAGUACAUCUGGCAAACACAGCGAAGUGUCCUUGGCAGAAAUGGACACAGUGGAUUUGCCAAGGUGUUCCCGAGCCAGAUGCUGCCCGAGGGCAGCCCUCAAGCCUGGGAGGCGGUUCCCAAGGCAAGUUCUUUCCUUCCAGAGUUGCUUGCUUUUGUGUUUUUGCCCAGAGUGAUUCAGAUUUUCUGCGUUACAGUCUUUUCCAUUACUGAUAUAUUCAGGGCUAUUAUUUCAUUAUUUGACUUUCAGGCACCAGCUUUAGCGGCACCAGAACUCUUUUUAGUGGCACCAGAACUCUGCCUCUACUGUUGCUACAAUUUAUUUCCGGAGUUCUUCUAGCCGACAGCUGGCACAGACACACGAGUAAAUAAAUGAGUGAGUGGUGGGUGUAGGGCUGCCCGUGGCUGAAUUUUGCUGGGUUGGAUUUCUGUAUGUCACUCACCAAAGUGCAUAGUCAAGAGCGCUGGUUGAGAUCAUAAUGCCUGCAGGAGGAGUUCCCGUCGUGGUUCAGUGGUAGGGAACCUGCCUAGUAUCCA
Molecule: messenger RNA, 2777 nt
Organism: Phacochoerus africanus (Common warthog)
Lineage: Eukaryota; Metazoa; Chordata; Mammalia; Artiodactyla; Suidae
Gene: HHIPL2
Product: HHIP like 2
Exons: 7
Coding region: 1-1731 (576 amino acids)
Source: RefSeq, a predicted model, not a curated record